AUGAAUGUCAUAUACAAAGAUACAAUUUUUCAUUUAACUACUUCAAAUAUACCAACUAUACCUGUAGUUAUUAAUUUUUUAUUUCCAUUAUUUUUAAUAUUAUCAAAUACAAAAAUAACGGGUGGACAUUAUAUUGAUGAUAGUCAAUAUGACGAGAUAAUGAAGGAAGUUAAUAGAAAAAAAGGAAGACUUAAAAGAGAUUUAAAUAAUAAUAUAGAAAAUUCUGCUCAAUUUGUUAAUCAUUAUUAUUUACCAAGUCAAAGAGAAAGUCAUACAAAUAUUGUUAGACCUAUACCAAAACCUGAUGAAGGAUGUACUAUUAAUAAUGAUACUCUUGCUAAGACUGUACUUGAACAAAUCAUGUUAAAUUAUGAUAGAAAAAAUGUUCCAAAUGCUAAGGGUGUUGAUGUACAGGUUGAUUUAAUUAUUCAGGCAAUGUCAUCUAUUAAUGAAAAUUCAGCCAGUUUCACAACUGAUGUUCUUUUUUCACAAAUUUGGGAAGAUAAAGGAUUAAAUUUUGAAAAUAUUACAAGAUGUUUACCAAAUUUAACUUUAUCACAUAGAACAAUUGAUGAUAUAUGGUUACCUAAUGUAUGCUUCCAAAAUAGUAAAAGUACAUAUAUUCAUAACUCACCAACACCAAAUAUUUUUCUUCUUAUUUAUCCAAAUGGAACAUUAUGGGUAAAUUAUAGAGUAAAAGUUGAAAUACCAUGUGAAUUAGAAAUGACAACUUUUCCAACUGAUUAUCAAAAAUGUGAAGCAACAUUUGAGUCAUAUUCAUUUAAUAUAGGUAAAGUUCGCCUUAAUUGGUAUGAAACUGGUGUUGUGUUAGCAUCAACAGGAAAAUUACCAGAUUAUGAUUUGGUACGUUGUAGUUGGCAAAAAAAUCAAUUCUCCUAUCCAGCAGGUCAAUGGGAUCAAUUAAGUGCUACAUUUUAUUUUCGUAGAGCAUUUGGUUAUUAUAUUCUUCAAUUAUAUAUGCCAACAUAUGCCUCAGUAUUCAUAAGUUGGAUAGCAUUUUGGUUAGACCCUAAAUGUCUUCCAGGAAGGAUUACUCUUGGUGUUAGUGCAUUAAUGGCUUUAACAUUUCAGUACGGUAAUGUAGCAAGAAGUUUACCAAAAGUUUCUUAUGUAAAAGCAUUAGACGUUUGGAUAUUUGCUUGUAUGGGCUUUAUUUUCUUCUCAUUAGUAGAAUUGGUUAUUGUUGGUCACGUUGAUAAACAUUAUAAAGGAAAUGAUAAAAAAAGAUAUAUUGAAGAUACUUAUGACCAUACUCAGGGAAGAAAAUAUUCUGAUGUUAAAAAAAAUUCAUAUUUAAGAAUGAAACAUAGUUUAGGUGAAUCAACAAAUAAUCUUAAUAAUGAAAUGAAUGAUAUAAGACUUCGAAAUAUGAUAUGGCAUCAAAAAACUACUACAAAAUCAAGUAAAAUUACAUCAAUUGAAGGUACAAAUUCACCAGAUAAUAAUUUUAAUAAAAUAAAUAAUACAAUACCAAUACCAUUAUUAUCAAAUGAAAAUGGACAAUUAUAUUCAGUUGGAAGAUUAACAAUUCCUAGUAGUAGUUUAAAACGUUUAAAACGUAAACGUAAUCUAGAAAUUGUUGAUAUGAAUUAUGGUACAAAACCAUCAUUUAUUGAAAAAUUUACAACAUGGAAUUCUAGUGAAUGGACUGGUGAAAAAGUAGAUAAAUUUUGUCAAUUCUCAUUUCCUAUUGGUUUUAUAUUAUUUAAUUGUUUCUACUGGAUAUAUUAUACAACAGUAUCACAAAAACAAUUUCAUGCUAUGGUUGAUGAGAAAUCAGUUAUUGGUAAUUGUGCAUUAAUGUAA
This is a messenger RNA of Strongyloides ratti, 1827 nucleotides long. Its product is annotated as Gamma-aminobutyric acid A receptor/Glycine receptor alpha family and Neurotransmitter-gated ion-channel transmembrane domain and Neurotransmitter-gated ion-channel family and Neurotransmitter-gated ion-channel ligand-binding domain-containing protein. Gene Ontology annotation, molecular function: transmembrane signaling receptor activity; neurotransmitter receptor activity; chloride channel activity. The record is from RefSeq and is a predicted model, not a curated record. Gene Ontology annotation, cellular component: neuron projection; synapse; membrane. The transcript has 7 exons. NCBI's taxonomy places the organism in Eukaryota, Metazoa, Nematoda, Chromadorea, Rhabditida, Strongyloididae. Bases 1 to 1827 code for a protein of 608 amino acids. Gene Ontology annotation, biological process: signal transduction; chemical synaptic transmission; regulation of membrane potential.